GGCGUGAAUGGCAAAUAACAAAGAAGUUGCGCAUUAAAAACGGCGCUUCGCAAAUUGUAAACAAACUGUCCAGUGUACUGUUUGUUAAUCAAUAGCUAAACAUUGCUGUAGUCGCAUUAUGAGCAGCAACAAAACGGGCGUGGUGCUGAAUUGUCGCACAUGCACGCGGGCUUGUAAACAAUACAAAUCGCUGCAGGAGGAGUUUGAAAUUGGGCCCGAAGGCAGUACCACUCUGGCCAGUAUGCUGAACUACUGUUGUAGUUUAUCAUUUGAGCCGCAGGACGGUGCAUUAAUGCCGCAGCAUAUAUGCAUAAACUGCCUACAAAUGCUGGAGCAGGCGUUCAACUUUAAGCGCAUGGUCAUCGACUCUGACGAGCUGCUGCGGCUGGGCCUAGAAGACGUAGAGCCAGUCGCAACUGACAGCCCUACUGUCAACCAGGAGUUUGUCAUGAUUGAGUUGCUUAACGAGAAGGUUGGCCUCAAAGCAGAAAACGGCAUAGACAAUAUAACUGCUCUGGCAGAAACCUACAAUGAGCCUGAGCCGGAACCGGAGCCAGAGACUUUGGUAACCGAUGUAGAUGAUUUGGUUUUUGAAGAGACGGAACUAGAUACGGAAACCGAGGACGCGCUCGAGGUGUUAAAUGGCUAUCAACCUGCUGACAUAGAAUAUGUAACUAUUAAAAGCGAAUACAGCACGCAGGCCCAGGAAGAAGAUGAUGAUAUUGAAGUAAUGGAUGCGCCACAUUUAGAAGCUAUAAGUGAUCAAAUGCAAAUACAAAUGAUUGACGAUCAAAUGGUUAUUAUGUCAGGCGACGAGGUGCUGGAUGACGUAAGCGGCGACAUGGAGGGUGAUGAGCUGCUAGUUAUGGAACCCGAAGAGCACUUGAUGCAAGGUGAAAGCGAGGAAGGUGAGGAUUAUUUGGAUAACGGUUCGCUAGAUGAUAGCGUCUCUACUCAGCAAACAUCCACAGGCACCGAAGUGCUGCCGCAUGUUUGCCAUAUAUGCAAGAAAGCCUUCCGCCAGCAGUGUCGUCUCAAUCAGCAUAUGCGCUCCCAUGUGGACAUUAAGCUCUACGGCUGUGAAGUCUGCGGCAAGAAGUUAAAGCACUUGCGCAACUACAAGGAGCACAUGCUGACGCAUACAAAUGAAAAGCCACACCAGUGCAACAUCUGCACACGUUUCUAUCGCACCACGUCUAGCCUGGCGGCACACAUGCGCACCCAUGCUGAGGACAAGCCCCACAAGUGCGAUCAGUGUGGUCGCAGCUAUGCCGCCUUCGAUCAUCUGCGGAGGCACAAGCUCACACAUACCGGCGAGCGUCCUUACGCUUGUGAUCUCUGCGACAAGGCUUACUAUGAUUCAUCCUCGCUGCGUCAGCAUAAAAUAAGUCACACUGGCGAAAAGGCGUUCACCUGCGAAAUUUGCGGAGUGGGUCUAUCCCAAAAGUCCGGCUACAAGAAGCACAUGCUGGUUCAUUCGGGCGAGAAGCCACACAAGUGCCACAUUUGCGGACGCGCCUUUACCUUUACCAGCAAUCUAAAUGCGCAUGUGCGUUUGCAUUCCGGCGAAAAGCCCUUCAAAUGCGAUAAGUGCAUGAAAGCAUUUCCCACCAAAAAGCGACUCAAUAGCCAUCUGCGUGUGCACAACAAAGAGGCGCCCGUCACCUCCACCACAACUAGCAGCAUCAGCAGCAGCAGCUCUAUGGAACGCUUAACAGCUACACGGCGUGUCGGCCUGCGCCUGCCUGACGUCAAUGACCACCAGGUAUCGACCUCCAGGGUUGUGGUGGUUCUCUAGCUACGCUAAUUAUUUAGUUCUUUAUAAAUUGUUAUCCAUCGGCAGGCUAGACCUUUUCUAAUUGGUUUUAGUCUUGGCAAAGGUGCACCAUUUUCUAUUCAAUGUUAAGAUGAAAAAUUUAUUGAGUG
Drosophila busckii is the source of this 1926-nucleotide messenger RNA. Its product is annotated as zinc finger protein 616. The record is from RefSeq and is a predicted model, not a curated record. The transcript is spliced from 2 exons. The coding region runs from base 119 to 1798 and encodes 559 amino acids. Gene Ontology annotation, molecular function: DNA-binding transcription activator activity, RNA polymerase II-specific; zinc ion binding; RNA polymerase II cis-regulatory region sequence-specific DNA binding. Gene Ontology annotation, biological process: regulation of transcription by RNA polymerase II. NCBI's taxonomy places the organism in Eukaryota, Metazoa, Arthropoda, Insecta, Diptera, Drosophilidae. Gene Ontology annotation, cellular component: nucleus.